AUGUCAGUGCACAAAUAUAAACAACAAGCAGAUGCAGCGUACAAGCGGGGCGACUUUGAUACAGCAGUGGUAUUCUAUACGAAAGCACUUCAAAAAACAUCAAGCGAUUUAAGGCUUUGGACAAAUCGUGCACAAACAUUUUUACAACUUCAAAGAUGGCAAGAAGCUAUAAAAGAUUGCACAUUGGUUCUGGAAAAAGAUCCGACGCAUCAGAAAGCUCUUUUUCGGCGUGGUAAAGCAUAUGCACAACUUGGAGAAGUCGAAGCAGCAAGAAAAGACUGGAAGUAUCUUCAAACUCUUCAACCAGAAAAUCAAGCAGUUAUUAAUGCAUUAAAUGAACUAGAACAAAAUUGUGCAGAACUAAAGCAAAAAAAAGACAAUGAGGAUGACCUAACUUGUAUAAAAAAACACAUUUAUAUCAAUGAAGUCGAUGCAUUGCCACCUUGGGCAGAAAACGACUCAAAACAACCUACUAAUACAUUGUUAAAACCCUUAUCUUGGAAUAAAUUAGAAACACCAACACUACAAACACUUACACAAAAGCUCCGAACAACAUGCGAUACAGAAGCAUCACAACACGAUCGACUUAUAUAUUUUUUUCUAAUAGAUGCUACAACACUACCUCGACUAUUUGGUACAGCUGGUUUAGAAGGGAUCUUUCUAGAGACAUUUUUGCAUGCAAUCGAACAUGUAUAUAUUCAUGCAGAAAAUCGAAAAGCAUGGUGGAAACAAAGUCUUGCACUACUUGAGCAGCUCUCAGUUUGUGCACGUUUUGAUAUUGCAAUUUUAUUUGUUAAAAAAACAACACUCGAACGACUCGAUCAAUUGUUGCAACAAGCAGCAAAUGAGCCUGAUAGACAAUCCUAUCAAGCUAUUUGGAAAGCAUGGAUGUGCCAAAAAAGUAUAAAUCACUCAUAA
This is a messenger RNA of Pneumocystis jirovecii RU7, 918 nucleotides long. RefSeq lists its product as uncharacterized. NCBI's taxonomy places the organism in Eukaryota, Fungi, Ascomycota, Pneumocystomycetes, Pneumocystales, Pneumocystaceae. The record is from RefSeq and is a predicted model, not a curated record. Bases 1 to 918 code for a protein of 305 amino acids. Gene Ontology annotation, molecular function: protein binding. The transcript has 4 exons.